Gilbertella persicaria is the source of this 863-nucleotide messenger RNA. RefSeq lists its product as uncharacterized. The transcript has 5 exons. Bases 25 to 726 code for a protein of 233 amino acids. The record is from RefSeq and is a predicted model, not a curated record. Gene Ontology annotation, molecular function: GTPase activity; GTP binding. Lineage: Eukaryota; Fungi; Mucoromycota; Mucoromycetes; Mucorales; Choanephoraceae.
CUUUUUUCUUAUAAUACAAAAAUAAUGUCUACACCUACUCAGGCAACAAUCAACUCUACUGCUUCUAGUGAUAGAAGACCAGUCCCUGUAAAACUAGUUUUGUUGGGCGAGUCUGCUGUUGGCAAGUCCAGUCUUGUUAUUCGCUUCGUAAACCAUGAAUAUUCUGAAAACCGUGAGCCUACCAUUGGUGCCGCCUUCUUGACACAGAAAUGCACAGUAGAUGAUCGAACUGUGAAAUUUGAAAUUUGGGAUACAGCAGGUCAAGAACGUUUCCAUUCUUUAGCUCCUAUGUAUUACAGAAAUGCUCAAGCAGCCAUUGUUAUGUACGAUAUUACAAAGGCCUCUACAUUGGACAAAGCUAAAGGCUGGGUGAAAGAAUUACAACGCCAAGCUAAUUCACAAAUAGUCAUUGCUCUUGUUGGCAACAAACUCGAUUUAGUUGAAAGUGAUAAUCAUGAAGAUGAACAAAACAACAGACAAGUGGCAUAUGAAGAAGCUUCUGCUUAUGCGUCCGAAGCAGGGCUCUUGUUUUUUGAGACCAGUGCUCGAACUUCGAUGAAUGUAGAUGAUGUCUUUACCGAAAUUGCCAAAAAUAUUCCUCAUGAUUAUCUUGCCAACAACAGAAAUGGAUCUCGAGUUGCUGGAGGCAAUGGAAGUAGUGCACGCCUUGACCUUUUACGUGAAACAGGCACUAAUGGACAAAGUUCUAAUAGUUGUGCUUGUUAAUUCUCUAUAUCUGUGUAUAAUACUAUUAAUGAUUCUCCUUUUUUUUUAAUUUUAAUCUUGUAAAGUGUCAACAUUUUAAAACUAGUAUAAUGAAUAAACAAAUAGCACUUAAUAAGGAUUGUAAGCUGAACGAGCUA